Messenger RNA from Ilex paraguariensis (yerba mate), 281 nucleotides. Lineage: Eukaryota; Viridiplantae; Streptophyta; Magnoliopsida; Aquifoliales; Aquifoliaceae. The record is from the annotation of a GenBank genome assembly.
UUUGGGCAUUGGUCCCUGAUUCCCAGUACUCACUGUCGUCAAUAUGUCACAUGGCGUACAUGGCUUACGUGUCGUCUAUAUCUCUUCUUCAUACGGGCUUUCAACCGGUGAAGGGUUCUCUAACGUCUGUCCGACCAUGGCUCAGAGAUGUGGUCCAUAUUGAGAUGGAAGCGUUUGAGAUGGGGGUUUCAUGCAUUCCACUUUUGCAUGCCCGAGACACUCACAAUUAUAACAAAAAUCACUCAAAUGCUCAUAUUUCAGAUCAAUCUCUGAUCUGGUAA